Messenger RNA from Postia placenta MAD-698-R-SB12, 1434 nucleotides. RefSeq lists its product as hypothetical. Gene Ontology annotation, biological process: intracellular protein localization. The coding region runs from base 41 to 1246 and encodes 401 amino acids. Gene Ontology annotation, cellular component: plasma membrane. Lineage: Eukaryota; Fungi; Basidiomycota; Agaricomycetes; Polyporales; Adustoporiaceae. The transcript is spliced from 3 exons. The record is from RefSeq and is a predicted model, not a curated record.
CGACAACCACGCUGUAUCGACAACGUUGUCGAAGACAGCCAUGGACGACGACCGACGGCGCCAGGAUGAUAGCGUCGACAACCGCAGAAAUCGCCUGCCCUCUUUCACCGAGGUCCUCUCGAGACGGACGCGACCCCCCGUAGACUUGUUCAUGUUUUAUUUAUUUUUGCAGCGCGAGGGUUCGGAAGACAUCCUCGACUUCUGGCUAGACGUGCAGCAGCACGAGAAUCUCUGUCGCGCAUACUUCAAGGACGUCCGCAAGUCGGGGCGCACCAUUCGGGAUGACUGGCCGGAGUACUGGGACUAUGCACGACGGCGCGGGUCGAUCUAUGGCACGGUAGUCGGCCUGAAUCCGCACACUGGCACGAAGCGGAGCACUGCAAGCACGGGCGAUAUACUGUCUGAUCACGACAGGCACAACCUCGCUGCGGGCGACGAGGAGAAGGCGGCGCGCAGCCCUAGCCCGCGCAUGAUGUCCACGACGCCAGCGACUGCCGUCGCGUCGGAUCCCCCUCGCUCGUCGACUCCAUUCUCUUUGUCUGGUCGGACGCCGACGCUGUUCAAGCGCGCCUCGCGUGCGCCCACGAUCAUCCCACGCUCCGCCGCGAUCACACGCCAGGACCUCAUCGCCUCCGCGGAGCGCAUCUACCUGCGUUACCUGUCGCCGGCGGGUACAGUGGGGUCGAACGAGAACCAUGAGAUAUAUUUGCCUCCUGCGCUGCGGAUGCACUCGUUCCCGCUCAGCAGCACGCACGAGCCCAAGACGCAGAGCGAGAUGAGCCUGAUGGCCCAGAUCCCGGACAUGUACCAUGCGCAGAAGGAGUACUGUUUCCGCGCGAUGGAGCAGGACGCGUUUCCGCGCUUCCUCCGCGCGAAGGCGUUCGGCAACCUGACGCCAAUGUCGGCGCUUGUGCGGCUCGUUAUAGGACUGAUUGUGCUGUGGAUUGGGCUGGCAGUAGGCUUCUCUCUCAUUUUCCUCGACGUACACCCGAAGUCCAAGCGCUUCUUCCUAUUCAUCCCAUACGCGAUCGCCAUUCUCUUCCUCAUUUCCCACCAAUAUGAGCUCGAUCCCAUACUCGUAUUCCUGGGCCAGUCCGAGUCAACGCCAUUCCGCACCUUACACAUCCGGGAGCCAUAUGUCAAGAAACUCCUGCUUGGCCGUGCACUGUGGGUCACUGCACUGGUCACAGGAUGUACGGUGGCUUUGACGAUGAUUUUUUGGGCGGUGCCCGGUCGGCGCCUGUGAGCUUUUACGACUGAAUUACACAUCUGCAGGACUCGUGAAUGACUAUUAGCUAUCUCUAUUCUAUUUUCUGUUGACGUUGCUGCGUUGUCCCAUUACGAUACCUUAUACCCUUUUUCCAUUAACCCCGUCGUCGCUCGUUUGUUGCAACCCCGUUCCUCAUACCUCCAAUUCAUGGAUACAUCUUGAUU